GACCAUACACCCAAAGCUGGAGAGAGCAUCGGUGCUACUCCGGUGGUCCUUGGGCUGCCUAUCACCGACCGGCAGGCGCAGAUGACGCCACGAACGCCUCGGGACGAGGAUAAGCCGCAGUCACCGCAGUGCAUGACCAGUCCUGCUCCGCAAGUGGCCAGCGACCCACAG
Symbiodinium sp. CCMP2456 is the source of this 171-nucleotide messenger RNA. NCBI's taxonomy places the organism in Eukaryota, Dinophyceae, Suessiales, Symbiodiniaceae. The record is from the annotation of a GenBank genome assembly.